Molecule: messenger RNA, 4998 nt
Organism: Acipenser ruthenus (sterlet)
Lineage: Eukaryota; Metazoa; Chordata; Actinopteri; Acipenseriformes; Acipenseridae
Gene: mgarpa
Product: mitochondria localized glutamic acid rich protein a
Exons: 4
Coding region: 118-432 (104 amino acids)
Biological process (GO): anterograde axonal transport
Cellular component (GO): mitochondrion
Source: RefSeq, a predicted model, not a curated record
GCGCAAUCGAUUCACUAUAGCUCUCGCUGACAGGCAGCAAGACAUUCCCCACUCAGCCAGUGCACAGACUGUGUUUUUCGCUACUGUUUUGCAAGCGAAUUGUUCAGCUGUACCACAAUGUAUAUCUGCAGGGCUGCUUGGCAAAAAUGUGCUCUGCUGGCACGAAAUGCAGCAGCCCCUGUGCGGCAUAUGUCCUCUGGGGGUACCCCAGGUUCAGCAGGGGAUAACCUGAUGUACAUCAUCCUCUGUGGUGGGUCGUUUGCUGGCGCAGGAUAUUAUGUCUACAAGACUCUAACUACUGACUCAGCCAGGUUCCAGGACAGAGUCACAGAGAUCAACAGCAGACCAAAGUCAGAAUGGACACCAAAGCCAUGGUCAUCAAACAAGGAAGAUGGUAAGUACCUACAGUAUUUGAUUGUUGUGCGCCACUGAUCAAUAUAUUGCAUGUGGUUUAACUUCACUUAACAAAUUCAGUUUAAAGGUAGUCCCUUUGAAAGGCCAGUGGUAAACUUAUGCAAUACAUUCUUUACUUAAAAUGUGUGCUUACUGCUUCUCUGCUAAUUAAAAUGGGGUUUAUUGAGUUUGAUGCCAACUAAGCAUUUAGAUAUUCAUAACCCAAUUCUGAUUGACAGUGGUAGGUCUUUCAUUAGCUAGAAGCCCUAUAAUGCUUUAUGAACACCCUUCGUUUCUCUCCACAAUACUAGUUUGUAGACUCGAUUUAAGUUUAAAACUAAAAUGUCAAGUGAUAAAUGUAAUUAAUCUGUUUAAAAAUUAAUGCUUUGUAAAAAGGUAAAGUUUGUUUGUUUUGCUGCACAUUAGCUGCAUGUGUUUGCUGAUUAUUCUAAUGGAUGUAGGUAUUCCUUGCCUGUCUGACCACAUGCGUCGAUGUACCCUGUAAUGACAGACACAAGAAGAAACUUGUAGUAAAAAACAGAGCCUAAUCUGGGAAAUUCAACAAACCAGAACACAUCUGCAUCUUAAAGUUAGCUUAAAAUAAAUACUUUUAGAAUUUGGAGAAAUGUUCAUGAAAUGAAGCAACAAACACGACCACCUUAAUCAGAAUGGGGUUCGAUCCUAUAGACUAACUGAGCCUGUCCCACUGACAACAAGAGCACUGUUUGUUCUUUCCCUCUUUUCAUUCUGUCUGUCUCCUUACCUGUGUCACUGGAUACCAUACACCAGUCCAUACUGACUACUUAACUCAUUAAAAAGAGGGUCAGCACUCUAGUGUAAAUCCUUAUGGACUGCUAAUGCAUAUCCCUAAAUAUGCACAAUAACCACGUCCAUUUCUUGUAUUAGGAAAGCAAGGAGGGGCUUUCUUGUGUUAGGGAAGCCAGGAAUAUAUAUGUUUUCGUUAAUUGCAGCUAAACAUUAAGUAUAAGUUUGAGUAACAAAAAAAAUAAAAUAAAAGUCAGUCUCAACAACAAAUGUUGUCUUUUUCAAACAGCAAUAGUGAGAAUGUUGAGUUAAAAUUCAUGUAGGAUACCCUGUUUUUGUUGCUUAUAGUGUGAAAUAUCUCUUUAUUGGUUUUAUUAUAUGCGUCUGUGUGUAAUAUAUAUAUAUAUAUAUAUAUAUAUAAUAUAAAUGACUAAUUCUCACUCUAUUUUACACUUUCCAGAAUAAAAAUCAAGAAAGUUUUGGAUGACGAGGGCCUCUCGUGCUCUUGAAUGUGUUCAAGCUAGGAUUAUUUUCUGAAAACUAUUUUCUUUGUUUUUACGGUUGGCAUUAAGUUACCUUAUCAUAAACAAAAUGUACAGUUUUAUUUAUUUAUUUGUUUGUUUGUUUAUGUCAUGCUUAAGGUUAUCUGUUACUGGAAACCAAACAAUUGUCGUAAUGUUGGCCCUUGUCUGUAUGUGAUCCUUGUUUAGUUAUCUAAAAUCAAUACAAUAAACUGCGCAGACUGCAACUGUGUUUGUCGAUGCGUUGUUAGACUUAAUUUUUAGAUGUCCUGAUCGCUCAGAACUGAUGGUAAGCUGUGCCAUCUGUUUCUGCUUCUUGAUGUUUGUUGUCAUGUCUGGCCUAUUUUUUCCUUCUGGUUUCCUUUUCUGGAUUUCCAUAUGUCUCCUAACUGCACGCUAUAUUAACAUUUUUUUUAACAUUUAUUUUGUAUGCUUUUGAUUUAAUGGCAGAUGCUGCUUGCUGUCUAGCACAGACUCCACUAAAGUGAUGUUUGUAGCAGAAAGUAAAUCAACAUUUCUGUCACCUUAGUUAAGAAUUGCUGCUGCUAGGGGCUCCCGAGUGGCGCAUCCAGUAAAGGCGCUCCUCGCAGGAUGUGCCCUAUAGCCUGGAGAUCGCUGGUUCGAAUCCAGGCUAUGUCACAGCUGACCGUGACCGAGAGUUCCUAGGGGGUGGCGCACAAUUGGCUGAGCGCUGCCCGGGUAGGGAGGGCUUAGGUCGGCAGGGGAAUCCACGGCUCACCGCGCAUCAGCGACCCCUGUGGCCGAUAGGGCGCCUGUGGCUCUGCAGCGGAGCCGCCAGAUCUGUGUUGUCCUCCGGCACUAUAGGUCUGGUAGCAUUGCUGUGGAUCUGCAGUGCGAAAAAUGACGGCUUGGAAGGAGCACGUUUCGGAGGACGCGUGUUUCAGCCUCCGUUUCCUGAGUCGGCGGGGGGGUUGCGAGCGGUGAGCCGGGGAUACAGAUAAUAAUUGGGCAUGCUAAAUUGGGGUGAAAACCGGGGUAAAAAUAAUUGGCGACGACUAAAUUUAAAAAAAAAAAAAAAAAAAAAAAGAAUUGCUGCUGCUGGGGCUCCCGAGUGGCUCAUCCAGUAAAAGCACUUGCGUAGAGUGCAGGAUGCGCCCUAUAGUCUGGACGUUGUUGGUUCAAGUCCAGGCUAUUCCUUUGCCGACCGAGGACGGGAGCUCCCAGGGGGCGGCGCUCAAUUGGUCAAGCGCCGCCCGGCAGGAGGGAGAGUUAGGUCGGCCAGGGUGUUCUUGGGUCACUGUGCACCAGCGACCCCUGUGGUCUGUCUGCAGUGUGUAAAAAAGCGGUCGCUGACGUCACAUGCUUCGGAAGACAGCGUGUGCUCGUCUUCACCGCUCCCGAGUCAGAGUAGGGGUGGUAGUGGUGAGCUGAGCUAAACAAAAAUAAUUGGACACUAUUAAAAUUGGGGAGAAAACUACAAAAAAACGAAUUGGCAACUUCUAUAUUAAAAAUAAAUAAAUAAAUAAAAAAUUGCUGCUGCAACCACUCUGCACUGAUGUGAUCUCACAGCUAAGCUUUUCUGCCAUUCAUGCUCUUUGCAGCUGCUUUUUAAACAAUGUUGCAGUUGAUUGAAUGCUUUUAUUCACUCUGUGGGAGAGUAAUCAUCAAUAUUAAUAAACUAGUAGAGAUAGCUUAGUGGCAUCUACUGAGUUAAAGUUAUUUCUUGUUAAUUCUAAACAGUUAAAAUAGCUGUACUCUGUAGUCUUAGUUUAAAUAUGCAUAAAUAGGGGGGACAUUUUUGCACUUUCAAAUUGUAGGUUUUAUAUAUAUUUAAAAAAGUGAUUAUCUUAAAAACAAAAUGCAAUGAGGUAGCAAUAGUGAGCUUGUUUUAAAAACAUAUGAAUAUAUAUAUAUAUAUAUAUAUAUAUAUAUAUAUGUCUAAUGUUCUCUUUUUGUAUUUUAAACGAGACACAGAAUCAUAGCAGGGGAGGUUGGACGAUUUCUAUCUUUUUUUUUUUUUUAAUUUCUGAUUUGUAACACUGUAUUGUCACAUUAAAUGCAAUGCUAGAAUCUGAGGACUCUGGAGAGGCAGAGCCUGCUGAAGAGGCUGCACCGGAGCCUCUAGUAGAGGCUACAGUAGCAGAGGCCCUGGAGGAAACACAAGCCAAGGCCUCGGCUGAGUCCCCAAGCCCUGCAGAGUCUACAGAGGCUGGGUUAGCUGACACACCUGCAGCUGAGGAUGAAAUUUCAUCACUGGUGGAAGAAACUCAGGGACCCGCUCCCAUAGAGGCUGCCCCGGUCCAAGGUUAAUUUAAGUCUCUUUAUAAAAACAAAGGAACAAACAAAACUGGGCAACACUUUACAGUGAGUGCCAUGAAUUCACAUGCAAUUCCCUAUGAUUACCUAUUUUCAGUUCAUGAUCAAUUCCACACGUGUCCCUUUCCCAUUAUACAGGUAAUAUGCCAUUCUGGCUCUGAGAGGGUGAUAUUAACCGAUUGGUUCAACAGUUAUUCAUUGUAAAGUGUUGCCAAAACCAGUAUUAAAACCAGCCUCCCUGAAUCACAUCUACUACUUUUACUAAACACUGCUGCUGUUGCAUACUUGUAAACUGCUUACAUAUUUCUGUAUUUUACCUGUAUAUUCAUGUAAGAUAACUGUUUUAAUACGUUCCCCUUGUAACCCAAUUAUGGUAGACAAAGUUCUGCUUACCUGCUAGAGAUUACUUUAAAGUUACAAAGUAUAACAAUUUGAUCUUGCUUUGAAUGCAUUCCCUCAAGUAUAGGACAGACAGACAGGCAGACAUUUUUGAUGCGGUUUAACAGUUUAAAAACGUAAGAUUUGCAUUUCAUUUUAAAGAGGUUACAAUUUGAUGUAAUGCUAAUUUAUCAAUAAUUCUUAGUGUUCAGAAUUCUUAUACUACAAGUUUUCCCACACGCAUAAUGCAAGUAUCAUUGUCACAAUAUUGAUAAGUGUACAUGUCACAAUACAAAUUAACUUUCUAUAAUAUUACAGUACAAUAUUCCUUAUGAGACAGUCAUGUUAUACGGUAUAUGCAUAUACCUUUGUGUUCACACAUUGUUUUUAAAUUACUCCCUUAGUUUAAAAAUAAAAAAAUCUUAUUUUUAAAGAAAAAGCAUUUUUAAUCUGCAAGAAAUAUUAUAUGUUAAAUGCCAACCCAAAAUUGUAUUAUAACACAAAAUCAAUAAAAAUAACUUCAUUAACAAUUAUUUGUUAAAUACAAUUUGAUUGUGGUAUUUGGCAGGUAGGUAAGUCUUUUAUGAGUUCUACUUACAGUAAUUGUUUUUAAGAGAAUGCACCUUCUUAUGAACUAAAUGAUUAAAUAAGCUGACUGGGGAAA